Molecule: messenger RNA, 3589 nt
Organism: Siniperca chuatsi (mandarin fish)
Lineage: Eukaryota; Metazoa; Chordata; Actinopteri; Centrarchiformes; Sinipercidae
Product: LIM and senescent cell antigen-like-containing domain protein 1
Exons: 11
Coding region: 375-1592 (405 amino acids)
Biological process (GO): cell-cell junction organization; cell-cell adhesion; positive regulation of integrin-mediated signaling pathway
Cellular component (GO): cell-cell junction; cytoplasm; focal adhesion
Source: RefSeq, a predicted model, not a curated record
GGGCUCUUUAAUUUCAGUAACCUGCCCAAGAAUAGACAGUGUGUGUGACAGGAGGGGAGACUGAGCGUGUGUGUGUGUGAGAGAGAGAGAUAGAAAAAAGAGAAAAGGUUGACGUGGGAAUGAGAGAAAGAGGGAGUGUGUGCGUGUGAGAGAGGGAGAGUACUCCCAGCGCAGUCUGAUCAGUGUUUCGGUCUCCUUCUUGCUAUGUGGAUUACAGCUCCCACUGCUUACUGGAUUGCCAUUCCCGUUACUGGCAACUUACAUUGAACAAGCACAGAGGAUUUUUAUUGGAGUGUUUUGAGUUUUCACAGCGGUGACUUUAAUACAGGUGUUAGGUGGACUUUUGCAGUUAAUUCAGAUAGUUGUAGAUAAGUAUGGAGAUGAAUGGUCGUGCCCUGCCGCCAUCAAUACCUGAGGAUGGAGAAGCCCCGGACCAUGUUCCUCAUGGGGAGAUGAACGGUUACCACCAGAGGCUUCGGGGUGGUGACGGGGGAGAGGCUGAGGUCCCAGUGUCCAAGUCCCAGAGACGGAAGAGCGAUGUCAAAGUCUAUAAGGAAUUUUGUGAUUUUUAUGCUCGCUUCAACAUGGCCAAUGCCCUGGCCAAUGCCAUGUGUGAGCGCUGCAAGAGUGGUUUCGCCCCGGCUGAGAAGAUAGUGAACAGUAACGGGGAACUUUACCAUGAGCAGUGCUUUGUGUGCGCCCAGUGUUUCCAACAGUUCCCAGAGGGACUCUUCUAUGAGUUUGAAGGCAGGAAAUACUGUGAACAUGACUUCCAGAUGCUCUUCGCUCCCUGCUGCCACCAGUGUGGUGAGUUCAUCAUAGGCCGUGUGAUCAAGGCCAUGAACAACAGUUGGCAUCCAGACUGUUUCUGCUGUGAUAUCUGCCAGGCAGUGCUCGCUGAUGUUGGAUUUGUUAAGAAUGCUGGAAGGCACCUGUGUCGUCCAUGUCACAACAGAGAGAAAGCUCGGGGCCUCGGCAAGUACGUCUGUCAGAAGUGUCACGCCAUUAUUGAGGAGCAGCCUCUGCUGUUCAAGAAUGACCCCUACCACCCUGAUCACUUCAACUGCAACAACUGCGGUAAGGAGCUGACAGCUGAUGCCAGGGAGCUGAAGGGGGAGCUCUACUGUCUGCCCUGCCACGACAAGAUGGGUGUCCCCAUCUGCGGGGCCUGUAGGAGACCCAUCGAGGGCCGUGUGGUUAAUGCCAUGGGCAAGCAGUGGCACGUGGAGCAUUUUGUGUGUGCUAAGUGUGAGAAACCCUUCCUGGGACACCGUCACUACGAACGCAAGGGCCUGGCCUACUGUGAAACACACUAUAACCAGCUGUUUGGAGAUGUUUGCUACCACUGCAAUCGUGUUAUCGAAGGAGAUGUGGUGUCUGCCCUCAACAAGGCUUGGUGUGUCAACUGUUUUGCCUGCUCUACCUGCAACACCAAGCUCACCCUCAAGGAUAAGUUUGUGGAGGUGGAUCUGAAGCCGGUGUGUAAGCACUGCUACGAUCGCCUGCCGGAUGACAUGAAACGCCGGCUGGCCAAGCGUGAACGCGAUUCAAAAGAGAAGAAGAAGAAAUUAUUGAUACCCAUGUGUCUGUGAUCCUCGUUUUCUCCUUUCUCCUCACUUCCACUCUUCUUCCUUUGGAACAAGUUUGUGGAGUUUGACAUGAAGCCAGUGUGUAAGAAGUGUUACGAGAAAUUCCCUCUGGAGCUGAAGAAGAGGCUGAAGAAGCUGUCUGAAACUGUUGCACGGAAGUAAACACACAGUUGAGCAGCUGGAGGGAGGGAGACACAGAUGAGACCCUGAGGUGGCCGUGCAUUUCCAAAAUUGACAAUCCUAUUAGAUAGCGUGUGUGUGUUUUAUAUAACUGGUAUGUUAAAUUUAGUUAGGUCGUUUCAAUGGAACACUCCACUUUUUCAUGAGCCUGAAACUGACAGACAGGUUAGCAGACAGAUUGUUGGUCAGUCAAUCAGUAGGUUUAACAUUAACCUGUUCAGUGCCUUUUGGCUCAAAUACUGCACUGUAUAUCUUUCACAUGCUUGCCUUAUUUCACUAUAUAUUAAACCUUAACACAGAUGAUGAUGGUCCUGGAUUUCAAAAUGACAAAUGAGCUUUAAGAGAACAUACAAACAAAUAAAAAUUGUGUGUGUCAGGCUGUUUGCCAACUUGUCUCACAAUGCCAAGCCAUGUGUCUUCCGUUCUACUUAUGUUACUGAUACUCUUGUACAAUAAUGGAGUAAACCCAAAGAAAGUUGUUUCAUUAAAUGUGUGUAUUAAUAUUUCCUGUUUUCCACCAACGUUUUAUGUAUUAUUAAUAUGUAUUUUCUUUAAUAUUUUGCUAAGUUAGUUUGUGUUUAGCUUUAUAAAGUUAGAAUUUCUUUUUGCAUCCACAGUUUAUUGACAUCAUACUGUAGCUUCCUUAAUGCUACAGUGAUGGACUCAACCAUCGCUUGCAGUAUGUUGAAUUGUCUUGUUAUGUGCUGUGCAUUUUAUGUGUGAAACAACCUCUAUGCAAACUGGUAUUUAUACUGAGUUACCAGUUUAUUAGGUUCACUUGUACAAUCUAAUAUAAUCCAAUACAACAGCCUUGAAAUAAAUCCCAAGUUUAUAAUGUUCAGUUUUGUCUGAUAUCGUAGAAAAGGUUUCAGUCGUAGUCAUCUGGACACUGUUUUCAGAAUCAAGACGUUUCCAGAUGACUACGACUGAAACCUUUUCUACGAUAGAACACUCCUGGACGAAUGAGGGACUACACCGUCUUUUUUUGUCUGAUCUACUCUAAUUUACAUUAAAUACAUGAGGGGCGACCGAAUAUUAGAAGCGCCUUUCAACGUAUAUAUAUAUCUAUAGCUUAAAAAUGACUUUAGAGAUGAAGCAGCUCCUCUGACACACUCUCAACAGAUACUGAACAUAAUAAGCUUCACAGUAACAGGAUUUAUUGCAUGGCAACUGUUAACUCUGUGUGUGUGUGUGUUACAACAUGAUGGCUUGUGGCAUGUGCAGAGACCGGAUGUUGGAGCAAUGUUAGAUGUUGGAACAUGUGUCUCUGCUGUUUGUAAUCCAGAGAAAGUGAUCCUCUUAGAGUGGUGUACCGACUUCCUCAGGGCUCAGACCCUCUUAAGAAAGAACGCCAACUGUUGUAAAUGGAAAAGAAUAGUUUCACUUGAGCAGUAUUUUAUCAUAGAACGCUUAUCUUUUACAUAAUAGUUUAACAGAAGAACACAUUCCACUAUUUUAUGGAAAUACAAAGCCUAUGUUACUGUUGUGAAUUUCACUACCUAUGCCACAACAUUUUUCAUAUGUCAUGUAGAAGUAAAACUAUCCAUUGAACUGUUUGUUGCGAAACACAACCUCAGCUCUGCUAAAAAAUAGCCCAGUGAAUAGUUUUAUUUGAUAUCUUACUACCUGGGAGACUGAGAUGACUCUACACAGACAGACAUCUUGUACUGUAUUUUAUCUUCACAAUGCUUGUCAAGAGAAAACAUUUAUUCAUGUAAACACACCAAAGUGCAUGUUCUAGACUUGAAUGGAAAGUUAUUUUUCAUUAUAUCUAAGAUAAUUCUAUCAACUCAUCUGAAUAAACAUGUAUGUCAAUGCUA